Molecule: messenger RNA, 405 nt
Organism: Ilex paraguariensis (yerba mate)
Lineage: Eukaryota; Viridiplantae; Streptophyta; Magnoliopsida; Aquifoliales; Aquifoliaceae
Source: the annotation of a GenBank genome assembly
AUGAGCACAACUUGUGAUGGAGCUUUGGGAUCUCAGUCCUCUGACCAAGCAUACGUGACCCUUUUGUACGGCGAUGAGUUCUUACUCGGCGUUCGCGUUCUCGGAAAGUCGAUUCGCGACACCCAUUCCACCAAGGACAUGGUGGUUUUGGUUUCUGACGGUGUCUCACACUACGCCAAGAAGCUGCUCAAGGCUGAUGGUUGGCUAGUGGAGCAUAUUAGUCUGUUGGCAAACCCUAAUCAAGUCAGACCUAAAAGGCUAUGGGGUGUCUAUACAAAGCUGAAAAUAUUUAACAUGACUCAGUACAAGAAAGUGGUAUAUCUUGAUGCUGAUACAAUUGUAGUUAAGAGCGUUGAAGAUCUAUUCAAAUGUGGAAAGUUUUGUGCUAACUUAAAACNCAAAUGA